Messenger RNA from Gryllus bimaculatus (two-spotted cricket), 1958 nucleotides. The record is from the annotation of a GenBank genome assembly. Lineage: Eukaryota; Metazoa; Arthropoda; Insecta; Orthoptera; Gryllidae.
AUGGCGCAUAUCUUCCCUGUUCAGACGAGCCACUCCGCUGAAGACGCGCAUGUUGAUGUUCGGUUUCUGGCGGAUUUCCCAUCUCGAUUUUUUUCAGUGAUAAAAGUCAGUAUACUUUCUUACCCUUGGCAUGUAAAGCUAAUGCUGAAUCAAGAUAAGGAGAAGCACCCUAUAAUUUUUCUAAAAGACAUGAAAUACAAAGAAUUGCAAGCAAUUCUCGAAUACAUGUAUCGGGGUGAAGUUGUCAUACCUCACGACCAACUUACUUCUCUACUUCAAGUCGCGGAAUCGCUUCAGAUCAAAGGAUUGGGCUGUGGAGAGAAGUCGCAAACUCCCACCGGCAAUCGGGGUUUAAUUCAAACCCACCCACAACAGCUGCCACAGCCACAGCCACAGCUGCAGCCGCAACCACUGCAGCCGCCGCCGCAGCAGCAGCAGGCGGCGCUCCUCCAGCAGGUGGUGGUGAAGCCGGUGCAGGCGCGCCCGCCCGCGCCCGCGCGAGGCGUGGAGGCGGCGCCGCAGGUGGUGGACCUGACGGACGAGCCGCGCAUCGGCGCCCCGGUACGCCCCGCGCCCGCCGAGGCCGCCAAGCGCCCGCUGCCGCAGGCCGCCAGCAGGGCCAAGCGGGUGGCGUACCCCGCCGCUGUGCUGGACAGGUUCAAUCAGAGCACCCUGGCUUCCGCAAGCCCCAUCGCCGUGCACAGCGUGCACCAGCAACAAAACGUCAUCGUCACCAACGCCUCUCCCGUUCCCGUGGCUUCUGUUCAGACCCCGCCGAAAGCCAACCCGGUCGGCAGCAGACAAACAAAUGAACCGGGGGGCCAAGGUGUAGUACAAGUAUUAAUGCCUCCUACUCAACGCCCUGAGACGCACGAUAUACGCGACGCUGGCAAUCAACCGGAGCCCCACAAGUCCAAGCCGAGGACGGUCCCCAGAAUCCUCCAGAGAAAAUCUAGUGUGCUGCAGCCUAGUCCCCGGCAGAGUAGUAGCCCGGUGGCGAUGCCAUCCCAGAACGCUCUAGUCAGUGCUCCGAGACCUCAGCAGCUCCAAAUUGCUUCUAAAACGGAAGCCGCUCCCGCCACAGAGACCAACUCAGCAGGUCAAGCCAUUACCAGUGAAACUGCCGCAGACAAGGUGGGCAAAACCGCCACUGCCACGCCCCCUCCGGCGGUGGAGCAGGCGAACGGCGCUGCGAAGCAAGUGCGCGACAGCGAGCCUCAGGAUUCGCUGGACUCGGCGGAGCCAGCCGAGGACGUGGGCGGUGAAGAUCCAGGUCCGGAAAGUCAGAAGGAAACGGCGGCGAAAAAGAACACAGCGUUAGACAAACCAGGACCAUCUGGAGUUGGAAAGGCCAAAGCAGGGCGGCGCGGGCGGCUGCCGGCGUCGGAGCGCCGCUUCCAGUGCACCGAGUGCGACAAGCGCUUCACGCAGAAGAACUACCUGGAGAACCACCUGCGCAUCCACGACGGCGAGUGCUACGAGUGCGACAACUGCACCAAGACCUUCCUGACGCGCGCGGCGCUCGUCAAGCACCUGCGCGCGCACGCCGCCAGGGCCACGGCGGCGCCCCCGCACAAGUGCCAGCUGUGCGGCGCCGUCUUCCCCAGCUCCGGCGACCUUGAGAAGCACUUGACGGACCACACCAUGGCGGGCGCCGACGACCCCUGAGCGCACGGGACGCCCAUUAGGAGCUCACGCAGCGCUUGACACGGUGUCUCUUGUAUAUUCAGGUGGCUCUUGGCUAUUCAUAUUGGAAAAAGCUGUGAAAAUCCAUCAGCAAUUUAGUAUUCAAUAUAAAUACUUAUGUUGUGUUGAUUUAAAGUUUGUAAAAUGAUUUUGAAGAAUAGUUUUAAAAUACAUCCCCUGUAUUACUAUUAUAUUGCUUCUUUUAACUUUUUUAUUUCUUUUGAAACAACUCUUGUAUUUGUAAUAAAUAAAGUGUGUGUUCCAUAAACUAA